Molecule: messenger RNA, 4104 nt
Organism: Gossypium arboreum
Lineage: Eukaryota; Viridiplantae; Streptophyta; Magnoliopsida; Malvales; Malvaceae
Product: myosin-1
Exons: 23
Biological process (GO): actin filament organization; vesicle transport along actin filament
Cellular component (GO): cytoplasm; vesicle; actin cytoskeleton
Molecular function (GO): actin filament binding; microfilament motor activity; ATP binding
Source: RefSeq, a predicted model, not a curated record
AAAGGAUUUUCAUUUCUGUGUUAGCAGGAAAAAAAAAAAAAGGAGAGGCAAGCAAAAAAGCUGCAUCCUUCUCCUCACGCCUCUGAAUUUUGUAUUUUAUUUAUUUAUUUUUUCUCUGCGCUUUCUCAGCAACCAAACACAUCCUUACACAAUCAUUUUACUCUUUUGAAUGAGUAUACACACUUGGCUUCUUUGAAGGUUUUAACUUAAAGAAGAGAAAAUUUGGCUUUUUCCAGCAUUUUCAUCUACUGCUUCUGCACUAGUCUUAAUUAUUUGGACUCUCGAGCUGUUCUACGGUCUUGAGAUCGAUCCAAGCUUUCAAUUACUCACUUGGAUUUUGAAGGAGUUCCUUUUUUCUAAAAAAAUAUUUUAUUCAGGUUCUUAGGUUCUCCAAAUUCUGAUCCCAUGGGAUAUGCUGAUGUAAAUUCGGGAAACAAUGCUGUAAACAGCUUGAGUGCCCCUCUUAAUGGUGGUACAGGGGGCAAGGUUGUUGAAACAGUUGAAAAUGGUGUACCUGAUACUGGUCACAUGAAUGAGGAUUCACCGUAUAGUGGGAAUGCUAUGUUGGUUGAGGACAGGCCUUCUGUGGCCGAUGAGGACCUGGAUUCUGCAGCAGCACCAUUGCCUUCAGUAUCAAUGUCUAACAUUGAACGCAGGUGGAGUGACAUAACUUCAUAUGCUCCAAAAAAGAAGGUUCAGUCUUGGUUUCAACUUCCAAACGGAAAGUGGGAGCUGGGGAAAAUAAUAUCAAGUUCAGGAACUGAGUCUGUUAUUUCAUUUCCUGAAGGAAAAGUUUUAAAGGUGAAUUCUGAUAGUCUGAUACCUGCAAAUCCUGAUAUCCUCGAUGGCGUGGAUGAUCUCAUGCAACUUAGUUAUUUAAAUGAGCCGUCAGUCUUGUAUAAUCUCCAAUAUAGAUACAAUCAAGAUAUGAUAUAUACAAAAGCAGGACCGGUUUUAGUUGCUGUCAAUCCUUUCAAAGAAGUUCCUUUAUAUGGAAAUGACUACAUUCAAGCAUACAAGAAUAAAUCCAUUGAGAGCCCCCAUGUAUAUGCGAUUGCUGACACCGCCAUCCGGGAAAUGUCACGAGAUGAAGUUAAUCAAUCUAUCAUUAUAAGUGGUGAGAGUGGAGCAGGAAAAACUGAGACAGCAAAGAUAGCAAUGCAAUAUUUAGCUGCUCUUGGUGGUGGGAGUGGAAUAGAGUAUGAGAUAUUGAAGACCAAUCCUAUCUUAGAAGCAUUUGGUAAUGCAAAGACAUUAAGGAAUGACAACUCAAGCAGAUUUGGAAAGUUGAUUGAAAUCCACUUUAGUGAAACUGGAAAAAUAUCUGGGGCAAAGAUUCAAACUUGUAUAAGUUGCUAACUUAAUGUAUUAUGUGAACAGUCUAGAGUGGUCCAAUGUGCAGAGGGAGAAAGGUCUUACCAUAUAUUUUAUCAGCUUUGUGCUGGUGCUCCUUCUGCUCUCAAAGAGAAGCUAAAUUUGAAGAAUGUGGGCGAAUAUAAUUAUUUGAAGCAGGGUAAUUGCUAUUCUAUUUCCGGAGUUGAUGAUUCUGAACAAUUUCGCAUUGUUAAGGAAGCUUUGGAUGUUGUCCAUGUUAGCAAAGAAGACCAAGAGAGUGUUUUUGCAAUGCUUGCUGCAGUAUUGUGGCUGGGAAAUGUCUCAUUCACCAUCCUUGAUAAUGAAAACCAUGUUGAAGCUGUGGCAGAUGAAAGUCUAAUCAAUGUUGCCAAGUUGAUUGGCUGUGACAUUGCGGACCUUAAUUUGGCUUUAUCAACUCGCAAAAUGAGAGUCGGUAAUGAUAAUAUUGUCCAAAAGCUAACGCUAUCACAGGCGAUUGUCACAAGAGAUGCUUUGGCAAAAUCAAUUUAUGCUUGUUUGUUUGAGUGGCUGGUAGAUCAAAUUAACAAAUCACUUGCUGUUGGCAAGAGGCGAACUGGCAGAUCUAUCAGCAUUCUUGAUAUUUAUGGCUUUGAAUCAUUUGAUAGGAAUAGUUUUGAGCAGUUCUGCAUUAAUUAUGCUAAUGAGAGAUUACAGCAGCAUUUUAAUCGUCAUUUAUUCAAGUUGGAGCAGGAGGAAUAUAUCCAAGAUGGCAUCGAUUGGGCAAAAGUUGAUUUUGAUGAUAACCAAGAUUGUCUUAAUCUUUUUGAAAAGAAACCAUUGGGAUUAUUGUCUCUGUUAGAUGAGGAGUCCACUUUUCCAAAUGGGACUGACUCCUCAUUUGCCAACAAGCUCAAGCAGCAUCUGAAAUCUAAUCCUUGUUUCCGAGGAGAGCGAGAAAAAGCUUUCACUGUCUCUCAUUUUGCGGGAGAGGUUACUUAUGACACAAGUGGGUUUUUAGAGAAAAACAGAGACUUACUGCACCUGGAUUCAAUUCAACUACUGUCCUCUUGCUUAUGCCACCUUCCUCGGAUAUUUGCGUCAAAUAUGCUUAACCAAUCUGAAAAGCCUGUGGUUGGUCCUUUACAUAAAUCUGGUGGUGCAGAUUCUCAAAAGCUAAGUGUUGCAACGAAAUUUAAGGGUCAACUUUUCCAACUAAUGCAACGGCUAGAGAGUACUACUCCACACUUUAUACGUUGUAUAAAGCCCAACAACUUGCAGUCUCCUGGAUCAUACGAGCAAGGACUUGUUUUGCAGCAACUGAGAUGUUGUGGAGUCCUAGAAGUUGUUCGCAUAUCACGGUCUGGCUUUCCCACAAGAAUGUCUCACCAGAAGUUUGCCAGAAGGUAUGGUUUUCUUCUACUGGAGAAUGUUGCCUCGCAAGAUCCACUCAGUGUUUCAGUUGCAAUUCUUCAUCAGUUCAACAUUUUGCCUGAGAUGUACCAAGUUGGCUAUACAAAAUUGUUUUUCCGUACUGGUCAGAUUGGGGCUCUUGAGGAUACAAGAAAUCGCACUCUUCAUGGCAUUUUACGUGUUCAAAGCUGCUUCAGAGGACAUCAAGCUCGCCACUGCUUUAAGGAGCUUCAAAGGGGAAUUGCUACCCUUCAGUCAUUUGUCAGAGGAGAGAAAACCAGGAAAGAAUAUGCCGUCUUACUGCAGAGACAUAGAGCUGCUAUUACUAUACAAAAACAGAUUAAAGGCAGGAAUGGCAGGAAAACAUUCAAGGAAAUUAGUGAUGCAUCUGUUGUGAUACAAUCAGUUAUUCGUGGUUGGUUGGUCAGAAGAUGCUCUGGAAAUACAGGAUUACUCAAAUACGGGGCCUCUAAGGGGAAUGAAUCAGAUGAGGUGAUGGUCAAGGGCUCAUUUCUUGCUGAACUACAGCGCCGAGUUCUUAGAGCUGAGGCUGCUCUGAGGGAGAAAGAAGAGGAAAAUGACAUCCUCCAUCAACGGCUCCAACAAUACGAAAGCCGCUGGUCUGAAUAUGAGCUAAAAAUGAAGUCCAUGGAAGAAGUGUGGCAGAAACAAAUGAGGUCUCUACAAUCCAGUCUUUCUAUCGCAAAGAAGAGCCUAGCAGUUGAUGACUCGGAGAGAAAUUCCGAUGCAUCUGUUAAUAAUGCAAGCGAUGACAGAGAGUAUAGCUGGGACACAGGAACUAAUCACAAUGGCCCUGAGAGCAACGGGUUGAGACCAACGAGUGCAGGUUUGAGUGUUAUAAGCCGGUUGGCAGAGGAAUUUGAGCAGCGGAGUCAAGUUUUUGGUGAUGAUGCCAAGUUCUUGGUGGAAGUAAAAUCAGGUCAGGUUGAAGCAAACCUGAACCCUGAUCGCGAACUUAGAAGGUUAAAGCAGAUGUUCGAAACUUGGAAGAAGGAUUACUCUGUGAGAUUGCGAGAAACAAAAGUCGUAUUGAAUAAACUCGGAAACGAAGAAGGUGCACUUGACAGGGUGAAAAAGAAGUGGUGGGGCAGGAGGAACAGCACAAGGUACACUUAAAAACUAUAUAUAUUCACAUCUACUACUAUUAUUCUUUCUAGUUGAUCAAUAGUUGCUUCCGGUGUUUUGCUAUUAGCUGCAUAUUCUAUACGUUGGCAGGAAUUAAUUCAUAUAGAAAUUGAGAGUAUUUUUACAAGCGAUUUGGUUACUAAAGAGGCCAUCCAUUUAAGUGCAUACAUAAAAUUUAAGUAUGUAUAUUAUUAUUUUUCAUCGAAAAGUUGUAAUCUUUAUGCCUACAAA